Messenger RNA from Aedes aegypti (yellow fever mosquito), 2277 nucleotides. RefSeq names its product serine protease 53. Gene Ontology annotation, molecular function: serine-type endopeptidase activity. The transcript is spliced from 6 exons. The record is from RefSeq and is a predicted model, not a curated record. NCBI's taxonomy places the organism in Eukaryota, Metazoa, Arthropoda, Insecta, Diptera, Culicidae. Gene Ontology annotation, biological process: proteolysis. Bases 479 to 2230 code for a protein of 583 amino acids.
CCAAGGGGGUCCAAAAUAUAUAGGGGUCCAAAAUAUAUUGGUUACCCUACACUUUAUUUCCGUUGAUAAUAUUAAUCGUUAAUAUUGGUGCACAAUCUGUAGGAUUGUAUUGCUGAUUUCACCCCGAAUUGGACCGUCACAAAAGUGUGCACCCAUCUUCGAAAUGUGAUAGCAGCUCAGGGUUACGUCGAAUCCUGAUGGUGUCUUCGGUGCACUUAUUCCUUGUUGUACAAUUAAUGCAUCAAAUACCUAUUUCCAGACGAUCCUAUGAAAACGAGUAAUUUUGUUAUACAUUUUCUGCACACCACAACUUUUCUGAUAGUGGGGUGAAGUGCGCUAUAAAAUCAGACAGAACCAGUUUUAAAAUAAAUAUUAUAAACAUGACCUUUCCUAUACAACGACCAAGCGGCUGGUGCAUAAUCGCUACAGUUUCGACUUGAUCUCCGUUGUGUACAGAUCGUGUUACGCCAACGUGAAGAUGCGUUUCAUCAAUCGGUUACUAAUCGUGGGAGCACUUUAUUUGAUGCUUCCUGGCAUAUCUCAAGCAUCUUACCAAUGUGGUAUUCGAAAACAUUCUUUUGUGCAACUCGUCCAUCAUGGAUGGACCGUCGAAGAGGGACAAUGGCCAUGGCACGUGGCUAUUUUCCACAAGCGGAGUAAAUCCGAAAAAUAUGCUUGUGGUGGAACAUUGCUGGACGAAAAUCAUGUCCUGACUGCUGCACAUUGUGUCGUGAAUCGCAAUACCGGAUAUGCAAUAUCAGCAAAUAACUUGAAACUACACUUUGGUCAACAAAAUUUGUCCACAAUCUCAGCCAAUGUGCAGAUUCGAGACGUUAGUAAGGUUCAAAUACAUCCGGAUCACUCUUCCCAUCGGAACGAUAUAGCAAUACUUCUGAUGCGGUUGCCGGUGCGUUAUACAGACUACGUAAUCCCUAUAUGCAUUGACCAAAACGCUGACAUAGAUCUACGGAACCUCGAAGGAGAGCGAGGAUGGAUUACGGGGUGGGGCACGACACAGACGGGUUCGAUUUCGGAUGUUCUUCACACAGCGUCAUUACCCGUAGUGAGUUAUCUGCAGUGCUUCAACGAUCACGAAACGGUGUUCGGGAAUCUGCUGAACGAGAAUGUUUUCUGUGCAGGCGAUCGAAAUGGAACUAGCCCGGGCACAGGAGACAGCGGCGGUGGUAUGUAUUUUAGUGAUGGUGACCGAUGGGUGCUGAGGGGCAUCGUGUCCUUUGCAAAGGCGGAUGAACUUAAAAAUGAGGUUGACACUUCAAAGUUUGUGAUAUUCGUCAACGUACAGCGCUUUCUAACGUGGAUCAGAGAAAUAAUAGCGGAUAACAAGCCUAAAUCAACUGAAACUUCAAAACGGAUCAGUGAAAGAGAAUGUGAAAGAUUCAAGGGUUUAGCCAGAAAACGGAGAAAUAAAAUCUGCGAUAACUCGAGAUACCCGCAUACGGUGUCCAUUAUUUUCUCUGAUAAUAAAGUCAAGUGUAAUGGCAUUCUCGUGAAUGAAAACCACGUGCUGACGGCUUGUCACUGUAGACGGGACAACAUGGGAGAAACACCGUCAAAAGUUCAAAUUGAUGCAUACGGGUCAGUUGGUAUUUUGAAAGUGAUAUGCCACCCUCAUCAUAAAGAAAGAAUAACUUAUCAUGACAUAGCCGUCAUUACGUUAGACACCACUAUUGAGCUGUCCAGCAAUAUACUUCCAGCAUGUUUGGCAAGCAACUGGACAGAAAAUCUCUACGACACACUUCUGCAAACUGGCUAUGGAGUAAGCAUUGAAACAGGAAUCAAAAAAUUCAUCGAAUCCGAGGACAAUCAAGUCAUAACGAAAGAGAGGUGUGAUGAAAUAAUUUCUCGGAAUAGACGUUUACCCGAUGGUAUUAUACCUGGACAAUUGUGUGCGAUUAAUACUGAUCAGUUGAGAACUAGCACCAGCGGAUCAUCUGGGAGCCCUUUGCAGUCUGUAAAUACUCGAUCCUGCAUGUAUACAGCCGUUGGAAUUACAAGUUCCGGCAAUCAGGACCACGAAAGAAUCCGGGAAAAUAAUCAAACCGUGGUUGAUAUCUAUACUCGCAUUUCUCACUAUCUGGACUGGAUUGAGCAAAUGGUUUGGAGCAACGAACCGCCUGUAACAACCACAACCGCCAGGAUUCGAACAACUGAAACGACUACCAACAAUAUUGUCCCCUUUCACACAGAUUUCGUUUUUCCCGAUGAUUAAAUAGUAGGUACAUUAGAAAAAGUAAAAAAAAUUGUUUUCGAUUCCGA